CAAGACUGUUUUAAAGUCUCUGCCAGACUUGGGCUCACACGCUACAUCCUGGAUGGAUGGAGGAAUGGAAAGCUUCCAGCGCCUCUCCACCACAACCGCUACCACUACCACCGACUCUCCACUCUCCGCUUACCCGAGAAGCGCUGCCUCCUCCGCCGCAGUCGCAUCAGCGACGACGCGCCGCGCGGACAGUCGCUAGUCACUAGUCUCCUCUAACCCGUUUUUUCCUUUUUCUCGCCUGCCGCUCCGCUACCGUCUGUAUCUGAGUGUUAUGUUCCUGCCCGGGAAUAUCAAGGGGAUUUUGUCACGGAAAGACUCUUUGCUGGACCUCUAACUCAAAUUCUCCGCCCUCCACCUCCACCGCUCAAGUCGCCGUGCCCAGUCUCCGUCUCCGCUGCGUCUCCGGCGCCGCUUUUUACGCAGCGAGGCGUCGGUGAUUUGACCGCAAAGGGAGAAACUCAACAGUUGUUGCCCCUUUUUUAUUUGCAUGUCGAUGUGCAUAUUAUUACCAUGCGGAGGCUGCUGCAAUCGUGCUGUUGCUGCUGGUGGAUUUUGUCUCUCGUUUUGUCCGCCUUUUGGGCCGACUGUCAUCCUGCGCUGACAGGAAGCCAAGCCGAGGCUGCGGCCCCUCUCCAGGGCCUUCGCAGGACGCCGUCCGGGACGCGACUUCGGAGAGCCGCCGCCGAGGAGACCUACUGGGCGUACUCAGGUACAUACGGGCCAGACGAGGGCUGGGCGUCGGCGUACCCAGAAUGCCGAGAGAGAAACCAGUCGCCGAUCAACAUCGUGGAUCAGGAUGCCAAGGUGUCCACGGAGUUCCAGGAGCUGACUCUGGAGGGCUUCGACACCGAGUCCUCGAAUAAAACCUCGAUGAAGAACACGGGCAAGACAGUGGCCAUCAUGCUGAAGGAUGAUUACUUUGUGCGGGGCGCCGGCCUGCCCGGCAGGUUCAAGGCAGAGAAGGUGGAGUUUCACUGGGGGCCGAGCAACGGCUCCGACGGCUCCGAGCACAGCAUCAACGGCCGGCGGUAUCCCGUGGAGAUGCAGAUCUACAUGUACAACUCGGACGACUUCGACAGCCUCAGCGCAGCCAUCAGGGAGAAGAGGAUCAUCGCAGCCAUGGCUGUGUUUUUUCAGGUGGGCGGGAAAGACAAUCCGGCCGUCAACCCCAUAAUCCACGGCCUGAGGGGCGUCGUUCAUCACGAAAAAGAGACGUUCCUCGAGCCGUUUGUGCUGAAGGACCUGCUGCCGUCCUCGCUGGGGAGCUACUACAGGUACACGGGCUCUCUGACCACGCCGCCCUGCAGCAAGGUGGUGGAGUGGAUCAUCUUCAGCAGACCCAUCUACGUGUCCUACAAACAGCUGGAGGCUUUCUACUCCAUCUUCACCACGGAGCAGCAGGACCACGUGAAGUCGGUGGAGUAUCUGAGGAGCAACUUCAGGCCCAUCCAGAGUCUGGACAACCGCCACGUCUUCAAGUCGGCCGUGAAAGACGCCUGGCUGCCCGACCUGACGGACAGCGGCGGCAGCCCCUACGGCACCGAGGCGUCCAAAGUGUGCAGCAGCGCCCCCAUCAACAUGAAGGUGCAGCACGUGAACGGCAGCGCCCUGGUGGUGCGCUGGGCGCGUCCCGAGGUCACCUACCACCCGCCCAUCCUGCACUUCCUGGUGUCCUACAGCUGGACGGCGCACGACGACAGCUACGAGGAGACGCACCUCACCGACGCCAAGCACAAACUGGAGGCAGUCAUCUCCCCCGUCUCGCCCGAUGUUCUCUACCUGUUUCGGGUCCAGGCCAUCUGCAUGAACGACAUGCGCAGCGACUUCAGCCAGAGCAUGCUCUUCAGAGCCAACACCACCCGCAUCUUCGAGGGCACCCGGAUCGUCAAAACCGGCAUGCCGACGGUGUCUCCGGCCUCCUCAGCCGACAUGGCUCCCAUCUCCUCCGGCUCCUCCACCUGGACCUCCUCAGGCCUCCCCUUCUCCUUCGUCUCCAUGGCGACAGGCAUCGGCCCCUCCUCCAGCGGCAGCCAGGCGACCGUGGCGUCGGUGGUGACCAGCACGCUGCUGGCCGGCCUGGGCUUCAGCGGCGGCGUCAUCUCCUCCUUCCCCAGCUCCGUGUGGCCGACCAGGGCGCCUACCCAUAAUCCCACCUCGGCCGCCUCCACCGCCGCCGCCACGCGGCAGACCGCCGAGCCCGCCGAGCCCACCAAGGACGCCUCGGCCGCUGUCACCACAUCCACCGCCAAAGACAACGCCGAGGCCGGCGGCGAGGACGGAGAGCAGGGCAAAGGCCGGGACGAGGAAGGGGAGCGGGAGGAAGAGGAGAAAGAUGAAGAGGAGGAAGAAAACGAAAAGGAGGAGAAGAAGGAGAAGAAGGAGGCAGGCGGGAGGGGCGGGGCAGAGAGGCGGGACAACGGGACGGCGGUGAAGGAGCCGCCCGGUGACACGCCCGAUUCCACGGCCAAGGAGAAAGGACCGACGGGGCCGGACCGGCGAGCGACGGCGGCUCCCGGCGGCGUGGAGGAGCAGCUGGAGGCGCGCACCCAGAGUCCGGCCAGCUCAAGCCCCGCCCCCACCACAGAGGCGGCCAAUGAGACGAUGGAGUUCCCGGCGCCCGACAGCCCCUCGGCAACGCUCAGACCAAGCACAGCCGGAGACAAGAGCCACUGGCCUUUCUCCAUCCACACAGACCGUCCCAGCGCGGCGACCAACCUGACGCGGCAGGCUCGGCCCGGCUCGGGGCCGGGGCUGGGCCGGGUGGAGUGGCUGGUUCCCCUGGUGGUGGUUUCAGCUCUGACCUUCCUCUGCCUCGUCCUGCUGCUGGCCGUGCUCGUCUACUGGAGCAUGAACGCUUUCUGCUCUCUGCUCUGUGUCAAGUACAGGCGGUGUUUCCAGACGGCUCACUUCUACGUGGAGGACAGCAGUUCUCCUCGGGUCGUGCCCAAUGAGAGCAUCCCUGUCAUCCCCAUCCCAGACGACAUGGAGGCCAUCCCGGUCAAGCAGUUCCUCAAACACAUCUCAGAGCUCUACUCCAACAACCAGCACGGCUUCUCCGAGGACUUUGAGGAGGUCCAGCGCUGUACGGCAGACAUGAAGAUCACAUCAGAGCACUCCAAUCACCCCGACAACAAGCACAAGAACAGAUACAUCAACAUAGUCGCCUAUGACCACAGCAGAGUGAAGCUGAGGCCGCUGGCUGGGAAGGACUCCAAACACACCGACUACAUCAACGCCAACUACGUGGAUGGUUACAAUAAGCCUAAGGCCUAUAUCGCAGCGCAGGGACCUCUCAAGUCCACCUUUGAGGACUUCUGGCGGAUGGUUUGGGAACAAAACACCGGCAUCAUCGUCAUGAUCACCAACUUAGUGGAGAAAGGCCGGAGAAAAUGUGACCAGUACUGGCCAACGGAGAACAGCGAAGAGUACGGCAACAUGGUGGUCACGCUCAAAAGCACCAAAGUGCACGCGUGCUACACGGUCCGCCGCUUCACCCUGCGCAACACCAAAGUUAAAAAGGGUGGGAAGGGGAACCCGAAGGCGCGAGCCCAGAGCGAGCGGACGGUGCUGCAGUACCAUUACACCCAGUGGCCGGACAUGGGCGUCCCUGAGUACACCCUGCCCGUCCUCACAUUCGUCCGCAGGUCGUCAGCCGCUCAGAUGCCCGACAUGGGACCCAUGCUGGUCCACUGCAGUGCCGGCGUGGGGCGGACGGGGACGUACAUCGUCAUCGACAGCAUGCUGCAGCAGAUCAAGGACAAGAGCACGGUCAACGUCCUCGGCUUCCUCAAACACAUCCGCACGCAGCGCAACUACCUGGUCCAGACCGAGGAGCAGUACAUCUUCAUCCACGACGCCUUGAUGGAGGCCAUUUUGGGGAAGGAGACGGAGGUGGCGGCCGGGCAGCUGCACAGCUACGUCAACGGCAUCCUGACGCCGGGACGCAGCGGCCGCACACGCCUCGACAAACAGUUCAAGCUGGUGACGCAGUGCAACGCCAGGUUCGUCGAAUGCUUCAACGCUCAGAAGGAGUGCAACAAAGAGAAAAAUCGAAAUUCCUCAGUGGUGCCGUCGGAGCGAGCGAGGGUCGGCCUGGCGCCUCUUCCCGGCAUUAAAGGCACCGAUUACAUCAACGCCUCUUACAUCAUGGGUUACUACCGCAGCAACGAGUUCAUCAUUACCCAGCAUCCUCUGCCUCACACCACGAAAGACUUCUGGAGGAUGAUCUGGGACCACAACGCGCAGAUCAUCGUCAUGCUGCCCGCCAACCACGGACUGGCGGAGGAUGAGUUUGUGUACUGGCCCAGCCGGGAGGAGGCCAUGAACUGCGAGGCCUUCACUGUCACCCUGAUCAGUAAAGAUCGACUGUGUCUGUCCAACGAGGAGCAGAUCAGCAUCCACGACUUCAUCCUGGAGGCCACGCAGGAUGACUACGUCCUGGAGGUGCGUCACUUUCAGUGCCCCAAGUGGCCGAACCCCGACGCCCCCAUCAGCAGCACCUUCGAGCUGAUCAACGUCAUCAAGGAGGAGGCGGCCUCGCGCGACGGCCCCACCAUCGUCCACGACGAGUUGGGAGCCGUGUCGGCCGGCAUGCUGUGCGCCCUCACCACGCUGUCGCAGCAGCUGGAGAGCGAGAGCGCCGUCGACGUCUACCAAGUGGCCAAGAUGAUCAACCUCAUGAGGCCCGGCGUCUUCACGGACAUCGAUCAGUACCAGUACCUUUACAAAGCUCUGCUCAGCCUCGUCAGCACCAAGGAGAACGGCUCCGGUCUUCUGGCCAGGGACAUAAACGGGACGAUGGCGUCCAUGUCCGACCAGUCGGACCAGGCCGAGAGCAUGGAGUCGCUGGUGUGAGGGGCCCCCGGGGGCCGGAGGGGGGGGCCGCCCCGCCCCGCCCCGCCCCGCCCCGCCCCGCCCCGCGCCGCGGAGGGAGGCACUUAAACUUUGUAAAACAUCAAGGAACUCUUGUGGACAAGACUUUUUGAGGCCUUUUUUGCCAGACUCUUGGUUAAGAUGAAUAACCUGAUUACUUUUUUACACUGAUAAAAAGUUUUUGAUAUUUAUUUUUUUCGCCAUUUUAUGUCUUAAUGUUCUCCUACUGAAGGGUUUGCACCUGCGUUUUUGAGUUUCACGACGGCGUCGACGGCAACGAGAAACACUUCUGUCUUUUCUUGUUUGCACUAUCUAAUGUCAGUGUUACUGCCUAGAACUGAAGCCGAGACCCUCGGCUCUCCUCCACUCAAGCUCUGAGGUUCUCUCUCUCUCUCUCUCUCUCUCUCUCUCUCUUUCCGUUGUUUUUUUUAUUUUAAUGAUUAUUUUUUUGACAUUCCACGGCUUUCGGCCAUUUUAAACCAACUGCUUCUGUGAAGAACGUCGUGUUGCCUGCCCCCUGCUGGGUGAUUUGAGACAGUGCACCGAGGAAGGCAUGCCUCAGUAACAGAUGCUGCCCGGCUUCAGCUCUGCUUCGCUCAUCAUCUAUAAUACUCAUAUACCACUCAUGUAUCACCACA
This is a messenger RNA of Myripristis murdjan (pinecone soldierfish), 5510 nucleotides long. Its product is annotated as receptor-type tyrosine-protein phosphatase gamma-like. The transcript is spliced from 30 exons. Bases 511 to 4854 code for a protein of 1447 amino acids. Gene Ontology annotation, biological process: protein dephosphorylation. The record is from RefSeq and is a predicted model, not a curated record. NCBI's taxonomy places the organism in Eukaryota, Metazoa, Chordata, Actinopteri, Holocentriformes, Holocentridae. Gene Ontology annotation, molecular function: protein tyrosine phosphatase activity; protein binding.